AAAGGUACUGCACAUAAUUUAUGAAUAUAAGAAUACUUCCUGCUGUGACGUCCAAUGCUCUUUUACUCUGAAGCAUUUGUUUAGCAGUCAGUGAGCAACUUACAGCAAAGAGUGGAGUCUAAUCAAUAUAGGAGUGUGUGACCACUGCAAGUAUCUUGGUAAACUAAACUGACCCACUGAAAACAAUGUCAAGACUAAGUUUAGCAAAAUGCAGAUCACUUCUGAAAGGCGUAUACAGCUACACUGCUACAGGAAGCACAAGCAAUGCACUGCAGACAAGGCCUUACUGUCAGAAAUCUAAUGACCUGGACACAAAAGUCACAUCACAAGCAUUUGCUGGUCAGAAUCUAUUUAGACCUGAAAGAAGACCUUCUAAUAUUGAUAAGAAGAUUCUACUGUGGGCUGGACGCUUCAAAAAAGAAGCAGAUAUUCCAGCAUAUGUAUCAUGUGAAACCAUCACAGCUGCCAGAAAUAAUGUCCGGAUUAAAAUCUGCUAUGCAAUGAUAGGAAUGACUAUUUUAGGCUGCAUCACAAUGGUGAUUUUGGGAAAAAAAGCACUCAAAGAGGACAAUACAUUGCUUCAAAGAAAUCUAGAGAGAAAAGCAAAAUGGAGAGAGGAAACUACAAAGGAGCAGGAGGUUCCAUCUUUAAAAAAUCACUGACCCAAUCGAUCAUCAGUACUAAACAUGUUCUUAAAGGAACAUGAAACCCACAUUUUUUCUUUCAUGAUUUAGAUAAAGAACACAAUUGUAAACAUUUUUCUAACUUACUUCUAUUAUCAAUUUUGCUUUAUUUUCUUGGUAUCUUUUCUUGAAGGAGAAGCUAUGCAAUACUGGGAACUAGCUGAACACAACGAUAAACCAAUCAAGAGGCAUAUAUGUGCAGACACCAAUCAGCAGCUAGCUCUUGAGCUUAUCUAGAUAUGAUUUUCAACAAAGGAUACUAAGAGAAUGAAGCAAAUUAGAUAAAAGAAGUACAUUGUAAAGUUGUUUAAAAAUGUAUACCCUAGCUAAAUGAUGAAAAAAACAUUUUUUUGCGGGUUUCAUGUCCCUUUAAUAAGAGUUUGUUAAUAUUGAAUUUUACGCUAUUUUUAUCUGCUAUUGUAAAUGCAGGGAAGCAAAGAUGCAUCACGUUUAAUGAUCUGUUACAGUCAAGUUUUUUAAAUAAAAAUUGAAUUGUGCCUGUCACAUUUAAUUUUCCAAUUACUGAAAAAAAGAUGAAUUUUAUUAUGUUUGUAAAAUUACUGGUCUCUUUUUCCUUACGUUCCUAUCAAAAUGUAUUAAUAAACUAAACAGAAAUCAUUGUUGAGAUGGAGAAAAAAUAAAAAAAAUAUUUCUGUGUAAA
This is a messenger RNA of Bombina bombina (fire-bellied toad), 1344 nucleotides long. Its product is annotated as protein FAM162B. Gene Ontology annotation, biological process: neuron apoptotic process; positive regulation of release of cytochrome c from mitochondria; cellular response to hypoxia. The transcript has 4 exons. Gene Ontology annotation, cellular component: mitochondrion. The record is from RefSeq and is a predicted model, not a curated record. NCBI's taxonomy places the organism in Eukaryota, Metazoa, Chordata, Amphibia, Anura, Bombinatoridae. The coding region runs from base 186 to 662 and encodes 158 amino acids.